Messenger RNA from Musa acuminata AAA Group (dessert banana), 854 nucleotides. RefSeq lists its product as uncharacterized. The record is from RefSeq and is a predicted model, not a curated record. The transcript has a single exon. The coding region runs from base 179 to 715 and encodes 178 amino acids. NCBI's taxonomy places the organism in Eukaryota, Viridiplantae, Streptophyta, Magnoliopsida, Zingiberales, Musaceae.
GCGUGCGUGCGUGUGUGAUUCAUCUCCCUUCCCCCCCCUCCGUGCUUUACUUAUACCCUUCCCACAUCCUUUCGUCUCCUCGUCGCCUCCUUUUUAUAAAGCCCAUCGAUAGAUUUGGAGGUAGAAGAAAGCUGUGAGGAAGAGAGAGAGAGAGAGAGAGAGAGAGAGAGAGAGAGAGAUGAGCGUCAUGAAGGCUCCCAUCAGGUGUUGCAUCUCCUGCAUCUCCUGCAUCCUGCCAUGCGGGGCGCUCGACUUGAUCCGCAUCGUGCACGCGAGCGGGCAUGUCGAGGAGAUCAGCGGCACCGUCACCGCCGGGGACAUCAUGAGAGCCUACCCUAAGCAUGUCCUGCGAAGGCCACUCUCACCGUCGUCGACGAACGGAGUCGUCGUGCCGGAGGCCGUGAUACUGCCACCCAGCGCUGAAUUGCGGAAAGGGAAGAUAUACUUUCUGAUCCCGGUGGCGCCCCCGGCGCCGGGCAAGGCCCGAUCGGGGAUGAAGGGAACGACGAGGAGGAGUUGGAAGAAAGAAGCGGACAGCGAAGGUGGUCAGGCCACCGAAAAGACGCGGCUGCUUCACAGUGAGCCGUACUCAUCGGACACCCUAUCGAAGAAGGCGUCGACGCAGACGUGUAGGCGGCGAGGGAGGAUCGCGGUGUGGCGGCCGCGUUUGGAGAGCAUCUCCGAGAUCUCCGACGACCUCUGUGUGAACUUCUGAUUCCCCUGUCAUUUGUCCUUCGUAGAUUUCCCUGUCGAAGCCAUUUCCUCAGCAACCGUCUUCACGAGACGGUGACGUGAUCUCUGUAAAGAUACAUAUAGCAUAUCUUUAUUGGAUUUCUCCUCUCUCUAAGUUUCAA